Meleagris gallopavo (turkey) is the source of this 1418-nucleotide messenger RNA. It is a transcript of the gene SDR42E1, whose product is annotated as short chain dehydrogenase/reductase family 42E, member 1. Gene Ontology annotation, molecular function: oxidoreductase activity, acting on the CH-OH group of donors, NAD or NADP as acceptor. NCBI's taxonomy places the organism in Eukaryota, Metazoa, Chordata, Aves, Galliformes, Phasianidae. The record is from RefSeq and is a predicted model, not a curated record. Gene Ontology annotation, biological process: steroid biosynthetic process.
CGGCGCCAUCUUGUGACUCGGCACCCUCCCACUGUCCCUGGGAAACUCCAUUCCCCGUGAAGCCCCGCGGCAGGGUGGCUCUCCGGGAAGGCGGGGCGGAGGGCUGCGGGUUCCGAGCAGGUCAAUUUCCUGAAAAGGCACCGAAGCAAAGAGGAUGGAAGCAGGAAGUAGUGCCAAGGAAGCCGUGCUGAUUACGGGAGGAGGUGGUUAUUUUGGCUUCCGUUUAGGUUGUACCAUAUACAAAAUGGGAGUUGAUGUGAUUCUCUUUGAUGUCAUGAAGCCACUUCAACCUGUGCCAGAAGGGAUAAAGUUUAUGCAAGGGAACGUCUGUUGUCUGGCUGAAGUGGAAGAGGCUCUUAAAGAUGUAAUCUGCGUGUUCCAUAUCGCUUCCUAUGGAAUGUCUGGCAGGGAGCAGUUGAACCGAAAACUUAUAGAAGAUGUUAACGUGAAAGGAACAGAAAAUGUCAUCCAAGCCUGCAAGAGCACAGGAGUGUCAAGUCUGGUUUAUACAAGUACAUAUAAUGUGAUAUUUGGAGGCCAGAUUAUAGAAAAUGGGGAUGAAUCUCUGCCUUAUCUACCUCUUCACCUCCAUCCAGAUCACUACUCCCGGACCAAAUCUUUAGCUGAAAUGAAGGUGCUGAAGGCAAAUGGUACUGAGCUUGGAAAUGGGGAAGGUGUAUUGAGGACGUGUGCUCUCCGACCAGCGGGCAUCUAUGGGCCAGGAGAACAAAGACAUCUUCCAAGAAUAGUUAGUUACAUCGAGAGGGGACUGUUUAAAUUCGUAUAUGGAGAUCCUCUUAGUUUAGUAGAAUUUGUACAUGUUGAUAAUCUCGUUCAGGCUCACAUCCUUGCCUUUGAGGCCCUCAAAGCCAACAAAAAGCACAUAGCUGCAGGCCAAGCCUACUUUAUUUCAGAUGGCAGGCCAGUAAACAACUUUGAGUUUUUCCGACCGCUAGUAGAAGGUUUGGGAUACAAGUUCCCAACCUGCCGCCUUCCUCUCUCACUUGUCUAUUUUUUUGCAUUUCUUACUGAAGUAGUUCAUUUUCUCAUAGGCCAUAUUUAUAAUUUUCAGCCUCUCCUCACUCGCACAGAAGUUUAUAAAACUGGUGUCACGCAUUACUUUAGCAUGGAGAAGGCCAGGAAAGAGCUGGGGUACGAGCCUCAGAAAUACAGCCUGAAUGAAGUGGUUGAGUGGUUUAGAUCUCAGGGCUGUGGACCAAAGCCAAGGAAGUAUACCAUUACACAUCUCCUUAGGGUUGGAGGACUGCUCUUGCUGUUUAUUGCUGUGCUCGUCUCAUGGUUUCCAUCUGCAGUUAUAUUUUCACCCUGAAAUGAAACACUGAGUAUGGAGGACAGGAUUUAGUUAUGUUGUAUACUCUUUAUUUUCACGGUGAAUUAAAAAAAUAUAUAUGUUUGUA